UGCAGUCAAGUUCUGAUCAGAAGUAGAAUCCUGAGGGAAAAUGGCAGAUAUAUCCCAAAACAGUCCUUCCUCACAAGGAAAUAUUAUUUUAACAACCCAGAUGAUGGAUUUUUCAAGAAGACCAAGAGAAAAGUUGUUCCACCUUCCCCCAUGACUGACCCCACUAUGGUGAUGGAUAUGAUGAAGGGCAAUGUGACCAAUGUACUUCCUAUGAUCCUUAUUGGUGGUUGGAUCAACUGGACCUUCUCUGGUUUUGUUACCACCAAAGUUCCAUUUCCUUUGACGCUGCGUUUUAAGCCUAUGUUACAGCAGGGAAUUGAGCUACUCUCACUGGAUGCUUCCUGGGUGAGCUCUGCAUCGUGGUACUUUCUGAACGUGUUUGGGCUCAGAAGCAUGUAUUCUUUACUCCUGGGACAAGAUAAUGCUGCAGACCAGUCUCGUGUUAUGCAGGAACAGAUGACGGGUGCUGCAAUGGCAAUGCCUCCUGAUACAAAUAAAGCAUUUAAGGCUGAAUGGGAAGCUUUGGAAAUCACGGAUCAUCAGUGGGCCUUAGAGGAGGUUGAAGAGGAACUCAUGGCCAAGGACCUAAAUUUUGAAGGGAUGUUCAGCAAAGAGAUUGAGACAUCAAUGUUCUGAAGCAUCUUAACCAGUGGCCCCAAUCAUAACCACCUGCUACGAUAACUUCUGUUUGUAAUAAGACUGACAUUUCUGCUGAAGUCUUAAAAAAGUCACUUGAAAGUAUUAGAAACAUUUGUUACCGCUUCAAGUUACACAAGCCACUAAUUUGACACUUUACUGUGAAUUCAGAAGUUCCGUGUAAUCGGGGUCUUGUACGGAUACUAUACAAGAAUAGAUUGUGUUGUUUGUUCCAACGCUUGUUGGAAUUGAAUCUCAUUCAAUCCAUAAAGAUGCAAAUUAUUUAGAAGCCCUUAGUGUCUCUGACCAAAUGUACUUGAUUCACUUUUGUUUAUAAAAGUAUAAAGCAUAAUAUUCUCAUGGACAUAAAUGUGUUUCUUUAGGUUAACGUGUUGCAGUAUGUUCUAUUCAGUUAGUCCUGCAUUGGUUCAGAGUUUAGAAAUGAACUGUAUUUUGUGUGUCUGUAUGUUGGCAGCUAUCAAGUUCUCUUUUUUUCCUCUUAUUAAUGCUAUAGGAAUUGGAGUAAAUAACUCAAUUUGAGUUCUUUUUCGCUGGAUUGGGCGUUGAUAUCUUGGUUGCUGUAAUGAAAAAUUAAAAAUGCAGGUCACAUAAUACAAAGUUUGGCUUUUUGAAGUGGUUUGGAAACUAUUUUGUGUCUGGCAUAAAAAGCCCCAAUUAAUCUAACAUAGCCAGUUUUUAUUUUAAAAGAUCAACUAAAGAUUUCUUCAAAGCUGAGUUUGGCUCUGCAAACGCAAGGAAAUUGUGUUAAACCAAGAAAUGGCAACUUGUGAAAUCAAAUAGAUUAAAUACUUCCUUCAAUUUAAUUGUACACUUUUUGGUUUUCUAAUUCCUGUAAUUUCACAUCUCACUGCCAUCAUAGAAUGGUAACCUUUAGAUGACUAUUGACUGUUAUCAUGCAUAAAACGAAAUCUGUAUUUGAUGUUCAAAUGUUGAAGUAAUGCUUGUGAUAUUCUAAAAUGCCAUAGUUUUGUUUCAGGUUUUGCUUCAGCAAUGUAAUCGUGCUGAGGUUCUGGGCUAAGUUUUAGAGACCAUCCCCAGUGGGAAACGAUGCAAAUGGAACUCUAAAUUAGGGCACUACGCCAUCAGCAGUAUGCUCAACCACACCCCCAUCCAGCUGCAAUUUUUACGAGCAGUGAGGGAGGCAUCGGGUAAUUCAAUUGCCCCAAUCCAAUUGAGGCUCUCUACUGAUCAAUUACCCUCAUCCCACAUCACUCAGAUUUAAUUAGCAGCAAGAGACACUGGCACACAACAUAAAACCUGCCUAGUUAAAUAUGGGUUGGCUUUUACCAGGCUGCCUGGCCGCUCGAAUUGGAUGCUCCUUUACACAGUUUUAACUCACUAUGUUCACCCUGUACCUCCCCUCGUUCUCCCUGGCUACAGCAAGAUCCCAGGCACGCCUGAACACUAAUUUCUUGUCUACUUGCAACACCAGCAGUGAUCAUCAUUCCUGCUGACAUUGCCUGUGUGCAGAGCUUCAGCUUCCAAUUGGCCAGCAGUUCUGAAGCAUGACUACGUCCCACAGACUAAGUCCUCACUAAUUAUAAAUGGCCAUUGAUUGCUGGAAAAUUAAAACAUGGUGAAACAGACAGAGGCAUGCUCAUGCCCAUGUUCGCAUUGAGUGGUAGGGACACCCUCUUUGAUGUAUAAUUCAGCCCCAUGUUUCAGUAGUUUGAAAUAUUUGGCUUAGUAAUAACAGUUUGAAGUUAAUUCAUCUAGUAUGUAUAUUUCUUCUAACACAUGAAGUCACAAUACCUGCUUGGUUUGGAUGGAAAGAAAUUUGGCUGAUGCCUCUUCAAUCUUCGAACCUCUGUAACCCUACAUAGUUAAAUAAUUGGUAAGGUGUACAUAUCUGCAAAGUCCCAAGUUUAAUUUCCAAGUUUGCAAUUUGCAAUUCCUCCAUGAGAAGUCUUCACUUGGUCUCCACCUACUUUGUCUGCAAGGGGGGAAAUCACCUAGGGUUUCUGUUUUUGACUACUAUGUUGAUGGGCUUGAGCAGAUUGGUGUUGCAUCGUACAGUACAAUAGCACACUGGUAUGCACGAUCAAAGCCUUUAUGUGAAGACUGAGCAACAUUUUGUCAACAGUGAGAAAAUAACUCGACGAGAAAUGGAAAAAAUUAGUUACGUUGAUAUAUUUGACUUCAAAAUUUAUUCAGCAAUUUCCAACAUGGUAGUUCUGUUUGUGGGGAAACCCCAAGCAAUGGAAAUAUAUUUGAAUUAAGAUGCCAAAUUCGUACCCAUUUUUCCAAGUUUUAGUUUGCCCACUGCUCAGACCUUGGACCAAAUCAUAAAAAUGACAUUCUCAUUGUUUCCAAAUCUAAUAUGAAGUUUGUCUAAAUUUAAAUGAAUCCAACUUUCUUUUGUAUGUCUAAAAACUUUGGUUUGUAAUCAGUUUCUGCUUCCUGGAGUGAUUUCUAGCAUGCCUCAGGCAGAAGCUAUUAGGAAAAUAGAGCUUUGCAUUUUUGCUUUGGUAUGGCCCACAAUAAAUGUUGCAUUUAGCCUUUCAUUUGACUUUUCUAUAUUAUCUCCCCUUCCCUGCUUUCCUGAUGGAGAUGUUUUACCAGUUGGCUAUGGUCUUGGAGAUGCAGUUAGCUCUUGUAUGUAUUCUUUACUUUUAAACCUAGAAAGUGAUGAUGACAAACAUUUUGAUAAUUGGUGGAAGCAAAGUUGAGUUGAAUUCCUUUACUUUCCAUAAUCCGUCCAGUUUGUCAAGAUCUUGACACUAAUGCAAAUCAUGCUUCAACAUACCUUUAUUAAGUUGGGUAAAUGCCAGCAAUUGAACCAAGGCAUUAUUAUGCAUUGUAGCUCCUGAUUGGCAUCUGACAAUGUUCCUGCAGUCUGAGACACUUAGGCAACCUUUGUAGGCCAUAUUGUUUUCAAAAAGUCAGCUUGAUUUUAUAAAUUAAUUGCAUGUUAUUUUCAGAUUUAUUGGCUAUCAUAAAUUAAAGUCCCAUGGUUCUGUUCAUUGCUACAAUAUAAAUGAGUAAUGCUGAGAUUGAUGCAAUUGGUAGCAAAAUGCACAAAGUAGUGUAUUAAUGUUCCAUUUAAAAUCUCCUUCAGUUUGUAUCGUACCUAAAUUUGAAUGAUGUCUUGGUGUAGCUGAGUUACUCAUGUAUAUCUUGUGCAGCUAUUCUGUAAAUCAGAAUGAUUUUGUACUGUCAAUAUCUACUUGCCUACCCUGUCCAAUGGAAAUUUCACAAGAUGCAACAGGAGGCAUGCAAAAAGCACCACAUGGUCAUCUUCUGAGCAGGUAGGUCAAAAAUGGGAUGGUAGCUGCUUUCUCAUAGGAUGCAGUGUCAUGUUUUCUGGCUUUCUUUGAUCUUUUCAAACCACCAAUCUCGCUCUCUUUCUCUCUUUCCUUUUGACCUGGCAGUUAGGAGCUGAACAAGAGUAGCCCAAGUACAAACAAUUCCUCUACAAUGAAAGAUAUUAGAACUGAAAACAGCUUAGACAGCAUUGUACUUCCAAAUUCAGUUUCACGUGCUUCAUUAAAGUCUUGUUGACUGUUUUUGGCUUCCUGAUCUGCGUUCAUUUUUCGCUGCUGUCAGUAAUGAAACAUGGAGUUUUGGUCCUCUGCUUUAGGUCCAACAUCUUUUGCUCUUACGUCCUGUUUUAGCUGCUCUGUUUUUAAUAGUUUUAGCAGAUUACAAAAUCAAAUGAUUAACUUCGUAUCUGUAGUUUAAAAAAAACUCUGAAAUAUUCAGCACUAUCCUAAUCCAGCAGUUUCCUGAUAUGACAUCUAGUUAUCUGCAGUUCACUUGUGAAAUUCAUUGUCUUGUCUUAGUUUAGUGUUUUAAUUUCAUGUGAGUUUUGACUGUGUAAAAAUGUUUGUUGCCAGUUUCAUUCCAGGAGAGGGGAAAAAAGGAGUCCUCUUCAAACUGGUUAAAACUUGCUUUUAUUUUCAGUGUUUUACACUGGUUCUAAGUCCACUUGAAUAGUUUUAAUGUUCAAUUAGCUAUUUAUUAUUAAAAAUACAUUUAUGGUUGUCAUUAAGUGAAGUCCAACUAUGAGUCAUAUGCUUUGUUUUAUGAGUAAGUAACAGCAAAUACAUGUGACAAAAUGCCUCUCUUGUUUGCAACAUUAGAAUCUUGCACCUCCUUGACUUCCCAAAAAAUGACUGUGGUUUGCUUUUACUCUGAAACUACUUUUAAGCCCUUGCAUGAUUUCUGAGAGUGUACUUGAUGACUUAGUAACAACUAGGUAAAAGAUUGUAACCUCUGAGAUCAAUGGUUAAAUUUACUUUCUGUAUUCAUACACAUUUCUCUGUCGAUACCAUUUUUUUUUUGCAAGAAUGAAUAUCUGCACUAACAGGGUUAUUGACUGAGCUCCAGUGGCAGUGACCCUGAGCAUUCAUGCAACCAUACUGUAGUUUCUAUUUGAGCUUCUAAACACAUUAAGGUUUUAAAAAACAUUUUGCAUAGCUAGUUGUUGGUCUAAAAGAAAGCUCUCAAGUUUUUGUUUCUGAUUCAUGUUAUUUAAAUAAUUGAGAUUGCAAGAUAACUUUCAAUAGUUUUUCUGAAGUGGGAGUGCAUGUGAUGUCAUCUCGGAUUAUUUGUUGAAUUUAUUUCCAUCCUCUCAGAAAUUUGUCAAUUGGAGGAGUUGUAUAAAUUGUAUCUUUACCUGUUGUUGAUUACAUUGUCUUAUCAAAAAUAACCAAUGCAAGAUGCUCUUGUGGUGCAGAGGUAGAGCCCCUAUCCCUGGAUUGAGAGGCCCAGGUUCAAGCUCCACUCACUGCUGAGGUAUGUAGUUACAUCUAUGAACAGGUUGGUUAGAAAAGUAGGUUAAAUUUUUUUUUUAAAAAUCAACGAACAUGGACUCUGAUAAAUCCAGAGCAGUGAAUCAAAACUGAAUAUUCUUAGGGUCUGAAUGGACAUUGUCAGUGGUUAAUUAUAAACUUUAUACUCAUCCAGGCUAAUGCUUCCUCAAACUUUGACAAUAGAAGGUGAUUUUUAAUCUGCUUAAGUGCAAAUGAAUACUAUUUUUGUGACCAGGUUCUAAAUUAAGAAUGGCCACAAAAGCAGUGUACUAGAGAACAGCUGGUAUACCUUAGCAAAAGUCAACACUCUGAGGAAGGCUUUUGAUUGUGUACAGACAUGUUACUUAAGUGCGCUCCACUUUUGUCUAAGAUUCACUUUUGGUGCAAAACCACCAGCUGAUGUUACAAUAGCUAAUUGGCAAGAUUUUCAAACGAUGACAAGAGAACAUUCUGCUUUGCAAAUAUAUUGUUAAGCUUACAUAUGCUUUACAUAAGGCCUUCUGAAACAUGGAAGAUGUGAAAAUCUGUAAAACCUAGAUGGCUGAAUGUGCAAUCUGUUGAAUGUAACUGAUCUUUGUAUGAACUGCUGAUCUUAUUCAUUGUCUGGCUUGCAACUACACUGUCAUUUUAUACACCCUCUCAAAAAAAAACUCUUAAGAAUCCUGUUCUCAGAUUCUAUCUAUUGUUUUGCAGACAAAAAUAAACAGUUUUGUAUGAAAUGUUA
Molecule: messenger RNA, 6135 nt
Organism: Rhincodon typus (whale shark)
Lineage: Eukaryota; Metazoa; Chordata; Chondrichthyes; Orectolobiformes; Rhincodontidae
Product: ER membrane protein complex subunit 3
Exons: 7
Coding region: 151-636 (161 amino acids)
Biological process (GO): protein folding in endoplasmic reticulum
Cellular component (GO): membrane; EMC complex
Source: RefSeq, a predicted model, not a curated record